Messenger RNA from Carassius gibelio (silver crucian carp), 7269 nucleotides. RefSeq lists its product as uncharacterized. Lineage: Eukaryota; Metazoa; Chordata; Actinopteri; Cypriniformes; Cyprinidae. Bases 3096 to 4673 code for a protein of 525 amino acids. The transcript has 10 exons. The record is from RefSeq and is a predicted model, not a curated record.
UCGGCUGCUCGAAGCGUGAUGUCAGUGCUGGAGCAACAUGCGCGAGCUCUGGCAUCUUAGGUUUCGUGAUUUGUAAUUCUGCUCAAGGGAUGGUCCUUAAAAGCGCGCAAAGAUCGUCCCACCUUUUUCUUUUUUUUUAAGCAGUAGUGUGUUGCUUGCAGACAGAGAAGUUUUAGGGGAAUUUGUUGCAGGAUGCGUUUAAACCGACGCAACGCGGGGGUCUCGACAUGUUAACAUGCUUUAAAAGUCUGCUUCUGUUUGUGUCAGCGCAGAACAGCUGUCCGAGUCUAAUGUGUUCACACUGAUACAGAGACGCGUCUAGCGCCAAAAAAGGCAACAGAGUGAGUAACGUAACGCGACGCGAGCGUCAUGAUGUAAUCACGCUGCAGCAGGAGGCGUGUCGCGCGGAGGCGGUGUUUUCCCGCGGAGUUUCUGCUCCGUGAAUUCCUGGGUUUUCCCGAGGAUCGUCCCGCGAUAUUCCCCUCGAAGCACGCGCCUCCGGCAGAUCCGUGUCUGAUCGCGCUGAUGACGCGACGCACGCGCGAUAGAUCAGGCUCUUUAACGUCUGAUAGAGCUGGGGUUUUUGCGUUUAUUUUUCAGUUGUAAUGAAUUCUCCAGGAUCAUACCGUCUAUUUUUAGACAGCCACCUUCAUCAAGUCUUCUAGCUUUAAAGAGAAGAACAGAAGAACAGUGCAGCAGAGAUGGGCACAAAUACAUCAAACUGUUUUUGGUUUCAAAUUACAAACGCUUGCUCAUUGUAUUUAAUUUCAAAUACAAAAUACUGGUCUGAUAAAUAUAUUGAAUUCAAAUACAAGUAAUUUUUUACUUGAAAAUACAAACAAUAUUUACAAGCAAUCAUUAUAAGUGUAAGAGAAAGUGCCAUUACAUUUAUCAAUCCUGGAGUUAGAUCCAUGAGAUGAACAGAAGCCUUCCUUGAACACCUUAUGAACAUCAUACAGUACUCAACACAUGCAACUGUUCACUUUAGCACUGCUCGGUUUAUUUGUGUUUCACUUGGUCUAAAAUAAAGUAUAGGAUAGUUAGUAUCUCACUGAUUACAUGUAAUCUGGAUUAUGUAAACCCGAUUCCAAGAAAGUUGGGACACUGUACAAAUUGUGAGUAAAAAAGUAAUGGAAUAAUUUACAAAUCUCAUAAACUUAUAUUUUAUUCACAAUUGAAUAUAGAUAACAUAUCAAAUGUUGAAAGUGAGACCUUUUCAAAUGUCUUGCCAAAUAUUGGCAAAUUUUGGAUUUCAUGAGAGCUACACAUUCCAAAAAAGUUGGGACAGGUAGAAAUAAGAGGCCGGAAAAGUUAAAUGUACUUAUAAGGAACAGCUGCAGGACCGAUUUGAAACUUAUUAGGUCAAUGGGAACAUGAUUGGGAAUAAAAAGAUCCUCUCAGAGCGACAGUUUCUAUCAGAAGUCAAGAUGGGCAGAGGAUCACCAAUUCCCCCAAUGCUGCGGCGAAAAAUACUGGAGCAAUAUCAGAAAGGAGUUUCUCAGAGAAAAACUGCAAAGAGUUUGAAGUUAUCAUCAUCUACAGUGCAUAAUAUCAUCCAAAGAUUCAGAGAAUCUGGAACAAUCUCUGUGUGUAAGGGUCAAGGCCGGAAAACUAUACUGGAUGCCCGUGAUCUUCAGCUCUUAGACAGCACUGCAUCACAUACAGGAAUGAUACUGUAAUGGAGAUCACAACAUGGGCUCAGGAAUACUUCCAGAAAACACUGUCAGUGAACACAAUCCACCGUGCCUUUCACUGUCACCGGCUAAAACUCUACAGGUCAAGAAAGAAGCCAUAAUUAAACAUGAUCCAGAAGCGCAGGUGUUUUCUCUGGGCCAAGGAUAAUUUAAAAUGGACUGUGGCAGAGUGGAAAACUCUUCUGUGGUCAGACGAAUCAAAAUUUGAAGUUCUUUUUGGAAAACUGGGAUGCCAUGUCAUCCGGAAUAAAUAGGACAAGGACAAUCCAAGUUGUUAUCAGCGCUCAGUUCAGAAGCUGCAUCUCUGAUGGUAUGAGGUUUCAUGAGUGUGUGUGGCAUGAGCAGCUUACACAUCUGGAAAAACACCAUCAAUGCUGAAAGAUAUAUCCAAGUUCUAGAACAACAUAUGAUCCCAUCCAGACGUCGUUUCUUUCAGGGAAGACCUUGCAUUUUCCAACAUGACAAUCCCAGACCACAUACUGCAUCAAUUACAGCAUCAUGGCUGUGUAGAAGAAGGAUCCGGGUCUGAAAUGACCAGCCUGCAGUCCAGAUCUUUCACCCAUAGAAAACAUUUGGUGCAUCAUAAAGAGGAAGAUGUGACAAAGAAGACCUAAGACAGUUGAUCUAGAAGCCUGUAUUAGACAGGAAUGGGACAACAUUCCUAUUCCUAAACUUGAGUAACUUGUCUCCUCAGUCCCCAGACGUUUGCAGACUGUUAUAGAGAGAAGAGGAGAUGCCACACAGUGCUAAACAUGGCCUUGUGCCAACUUUUCUGAGAUGUGUUGAUGCCACGAAACUUAAAAUCAAUUUUCCCUUAAAAUUAUAAAUUUUCUCAAUUUAAACAUUUGAUAAAUCAUCUAUGUUGUAUUCUGAAUGAAAUAUUGAAAUGUGAAACUUCCACAUCAUUGCAUUCUGUUUUUAUUCACAAUUAGAUAUUUUUUUAUUAGUACUUGUAACUACAUUGCAAUUAUGCUGUAUCUUUCAUAUUUAACAUUUUAGGUUCACAGUCUACUCUGUUAAUCCAUUAAUCAGUCUCUUUAAUGUUGUUGAAAGCAUGAAUCUUUAAAAACAACUACAGACAAGUGAGCAGAAUAAUGCAAUAACUGCCGGAGAACUGGAGAAAUUCCAGAAAGAGAAGAUGAGGACAACUCCUGCACAGUAAAAUUACCAGUGUAAAAAAUGCAGUGUUAAAUGUUAAUAACUCCCAAAAAGUUGAAUUAACAAUCUACAGUGUUGAUGAGUACACCCUGUCUUUGUAGUUGUAGGGUGCAACAUUAUGUGAUUUUAUUUUUACACUAAAAGUGCAAAAAGACGCGCCAAAUUGUCUUGACUCCACCCUCAACGACUGCCUUGUGGGGCAAUUACGCCAUUUUGUCUGCACGCGACGGAGAAGGAUUAAGGAUGCUCAUUAAAGUGAAGUUCAACCAUGAACAAAAGUUUGUUAAAGUUUCUGGCGCCGACCUGAAACUCUCUGAUUUUCUGGAUGAAGCCUUUGUGAAAUUCGGAAUUCCCGCCUCCAAACGCGCAGAGACCAGGCUCUACGAUUCGUCUUACACAGAAGUUGAUGAGGAUGUUUUCGAGGAGGUUAUAAAGCAGCCAAAUUUAGGCGUUUUUAUUCUUCGAUUCGAAAACUCGUCACACGAUUUGGCCCAGGUCCCUUCUGUGACAAGUGAAGAAAGCUCAUUGCAGAAUGCAAACUAUGAAUCUGAUGACACCAGUCUUCUAAGUGAUGGAAGUCCUUCAAGAAAGCAACAGAGGGUUGAAGACGAAGCCAGAAUUUUGGUCCAAAAAAUCCUGCAGACUAAACCUGGUGGAGACGCAAUCAUCAGGGAAUACAACAAAACCAAAAGCUUGACUGACAGCACCAGGAGAAAGAUGAUCAAGAUUCUUACUGCAGAUAUGACUGAAAAACACAGCACAUCUCCACCCAGAAAUAUUAGGGAAAUGUAUGCCCAAGGAAUCGUUGCCCUGUUUCCAUAUCUUCGUGAUCCCUACACAAAGAAUGGAUAUGAACAUUAUUAUGACCCUCAAAGUGGACAAGGUUACCUGACUUGGAAAAUAAAGAACAUUCAGAGGAACAGUGCAUCAUCAGAGAACUGUAGACGUUCCUCACAGUCUUUCAGUGGUGGCCCAACUUCGGAAAGAGAGGCUGCAUCCAGCACAGAUGUUAUUCUCACUGAAGAACAGUGUAGAGAAGCAGUUUCUCUAAUGAAACACACCUCAGAAGUGGACACCAUCAAGAUCAAAAUGAAGGAGACAUUUCAGUACCGUCGCAAGAUGAUUCAAGACCCAAACAGAAGCACUGAUGUGUUGACGGAAUUUCCACGCUUCUUGGAUGUUCAAGGCCUGAUUGAACAGGAUUUUGUUUUGCUCUUUGGUGAAAAGACGACUUCUAAGCUUUUAGAAAGGUGGCCAACUACAUUCAUGCACAAAGUUAUUCAGCAAAGCAAAAGUCUUAACUCCUCCCAAGCUCUUCAGGACUUGAUUGACUGUGCCGAAAUGACUGUGAAGGAGAAUGAAAUAGGGGAUGCAGGAUGGAACAGUGACAUUGCUUCUAUUCUUCUUUUACUUCAUUUGAUCCCACCUUCACCACAAGGCAGAAAGAGACCUGGAAAGAUGUCCGCAUCUCAAGCAGAAAAACACCUCGUCAUCUUCAAAAAGGCCGGUACUAACAUACAAGAGCACCUGGACUCAAUUGAAGAAAGCACACAGCCAUACCUGCUUGCCAUGGGUCCAAAGAAGAACAGCAUUCAUGUAUACUACAUCAUUCUCGACAAGAAAGCCAUACCGUGCAAAUCAGUGAGUGGUCUCAGUGCCUUUGAUGAACUUUUCAAAGCGCACUUUGUGUUUGGUGCAUCUUACAGCAAAGUCCUGCACAACAUGUACACCUUUGUACAAACAACAGUUUUUCAGAUUGACAUUGGCAAAGUCAAAGAGUGCCCAAGAGUUGCUGAACUCAGAGCUAGAUUCCUGCGUUAGAUUUGAUUGCUGGGAAAAAUGAUUUGUUUUGUUUGUUUUUGUUGUCUGAAAAACACAAAUGUUCUUGUUCGACAUCUAAAGUUAAUUCAUGGGCUCUUGCCUGGCAAAUCACUUAGACUGAAAUGUGGUGAAGCAGGUUGCUGUUUAGAAUUUGCAACUUUUUCAGGUUUUCGCAAACACUUAAAAAGAGUUCAUGAAGCAGGUGAAGUUUUGUUAUGUGUAGAGGAUGAUGCUGUUGUUCAUAAUGCAGUUGGGCUACCAAGUAAUACUGAUGUGGCUACAUGUUCAAAGGACAGUUCUUUGCCAGUUCCCAGCAAAAACACUACCGAUUUGUGUGCAUCAGCAAUAGCACAAUUGCAAGCUGCAGGUGUUAGUCAGACUACUGUUGAUACUUUUGUUAUGUCUAUGGAGGAAGUAGUUCAAGACAUCCAGGAUCAAGUAAAAGAGACCGCUAUAAAAUGCUUAUUUUCAGAAAACACGGACAUUAAAAGUUCAAUUGAGCAGUCAUUUCAUGAAAUUGAAAACCCUUUCACCAUGCUUAAUUCCAUAUCUAAACGAAAAUCAUAUUUUACUAAAAAAUGGGGAAUUGUCCAGCCUGUGGAGAAGGUAAUUGGGGUCAGAUUUGACAACAGAAAAAACAGGACUACUGGAACUUAUGAGCAAGUUGCAGUGACUGACAAGUUUGCCUAUGUUCCAAUACUCCAAACAUUACAGAACAUUUUAAAGCACCCAAACACCACAUGCAGGUUCAAGUCAGGUUUACCUAAUAAAAACGGUAUUUACUCUGAUAUUGAAGAUGGACUGUACAUAAAAAGUCAUCCCCUGUUUUCGACUGAAAAAAAUGCACUUCAGAUUCAAUUGUAUUAUGAUGAAUUCGAAACUGCCAAUCCUUUGGGCUCAAAAAAGGGAAUUCACAAAUUAGGCGGUAUAUAUUUUACUUUGAGAAAUUUCCCACCACAAUUUAAUUCAUCUCUAACAAACAUACAUUUAUGUGCACUUUUCCAUGCCCAAGACAUCAAAACAUAUGGAUUUGAUGCAAUAUUGGAACCUAUUGUCAAUGACAUAAAAGUCCUUGAAAACAAGGGUAUACAAGGACCUGCUGGUUUUGUGCGUGGAAGCAUUGUCCAAGUAACGGGAGAUAAUCUUGGUUUACAUGGCCUUUUUGGAUUUGUUGAAUCUUUUAGAGCUCGGAAUAAUUGUAGGUUUUGUCUCACUGAAAGGGAAGAUUAUCAAACUGUGUUCUGUGAAGAUGAGCCAAAUUUAACUUUCCGCACCAAAGAAACACACGUACAACACUGUGAAGCUCUACAAUCAGACCCAACACUACAACAUGUUUGUGGUGUGAAACGUACAUGUUUGUUAAACACUCUGCAGUACUUUAAUAUAUCAGACAACUUUUCUGUAGACAUAAUGCAUGAUAUUUUAGAGGGAGUUGCUCAGUUUGAAUUAAAACUUGUUUUAAAGUAUGUUCAAGCUAAUUUUUUGACAGCGAAAGAGUUGGAUGGCAGAUUAAAUUCAUUUAAUUAUGGGUACAUGGAGAGGAGAAAUCGGCCUCCUUCUUUAAAACUGGAUGACGAGAGCAAUGAUUUGGGCAUAAAUGCAAUACAGUGUUGGUGUCUACUUCGAAAUGUGCCGCUGAUAUUUGGUGACAUUGUGCCCCAAGACGAUAAAUACUGGCAAUUACUACUACUUUUACUACAAAUAGUGAACAUUGUAUUUUCUCCCAUUUUAACUGAAGGACUUACUGUUUAUUUGAAACACUUAAUUACUGAGCAUCACAGGCUGUUCAAGUGCUUAUUCCCAGGAAAGAAUCUGCUGCCUAAACAUCAUUUAAUGUGUCACUACCCUCGGUGUAUACGAAAUAUUGGGCCUAUUGUUCACAUGUGGUCAAUGCGAUACGAGUCCAAACACAAUUUCUUCAAGACUCAACCAAAAUGUUUCAAGAACAUAACUAAGACGCUUGCCAAAAAACAUCAGAAUUUCAUGGCAUAUAACUGGGAAGCCUUUAACCAUGACAGAAUUGUACUUGGACCAGGAAAGAAUGUGUGUGUCAGUGACUUGAAUGAAAGUGUUCAGAUUGCAUCUAAGUUGAACAUUCCUACAGAAACAAAUGUUCUCUCAGUGAAAUGGGUGAAGUAUAAUGGAACUGAAUAUCGUUCUACCUUAGUUAUUUGUGGUCAGGUAGACCUUGAUUUGCCAGUGUUUUAUAAAAUCAGGGAUAUUAUUGUCAGAAAUGAAUGCGUGUUACUGGUUACAUCGCAGCUCAAAACUGUUUGUUUUGAUGAACAUCUUUUUGCCUACAGAAUUGAUCACAGACCCAGCGCAUCUCUGAAAGUGUUUACUGUCAGUGAACUCACUUAUUACAAACCUUUUGAUGUGCAGAUGUCCUAUGGGUCUGAUAAUUUCUUUUGUUUUGUUGUACCCUACUGUAAUCUUAUUCAAAUUUAGCUGUCACUUGUUCAUGUCUCUGUGAAGUUAAUGAGUUUGUUUUAUCCAUUUUGUAUUUCUGUGCAACCCCUCAUGAAUUUGACCCAACUGUUGAAUGUUGUUUUAAAGUAGCCACUUUGCCCAGAUUUUAAAUAAAAAUUAGUUGUUA